GCGGCUGGAGCGCCUGCAGCACAACGACACCGGGUUCUACCGCUGCGAGGUGACGCAGGGGCUGGAGGACGCCACGCCCUCGCCCAGGUCAAGGUCAAAGGUGUGGUGUUCCUCUAUCGUGACGCCUCCAGUAGGUACGCCUUCACCUUUGAGCAAGCAAGAGACGCCUGCGCAGAGAUCGGGGCGGAGAUGGCGUCUCCGGAGCAGCUGGAGGCCGCGUACCACAGCGGAUACGAGCAGUGUGACGCCGGCUGGCUCUCCGACCGCUCCGUGAGGUAUCCGAUCCAGAUGCCCAGAGAGGGAUGCUUCGGGGACAUGGAUGGAUUACCGGGAGUGAGGAAUUAUGGGAUGUUAGAGCCCGACGAGCUGUACGACGUCUACUGCUACGUGGAGAAUAUCGAUGGUGAGGUGUUCCAUGACCCCACCCCCCAGCGCUUCACCUUCUGGCAGGCGAAGGCAUUCUGCCUGAGUCACGGGGCGGAGCUGGUCACCACGGCUCAGCUCUACGCCGCCUGGAGCGACGGCUUGAACCUCUGCAGCCCGGGGUGGCUGGCGGACGGCAGCGUGCGAUACCCCAUCGUCACCCCUAGGGAGCGCUGUGGGGGGGGGGAGCCCGGGGUCAGGACCGUGUAUCGCUACAGCAACCAGACCGGCUUCCCCGAGCCCCACACUCUGCACGAUGUUUACUGCUUCAAACGAAAUAACGGCCCUUACACGGACUCCCCUCUGGAUUUCCUCUCCACUGAGCACGAGGACAUCGGCCAGGACGUCGUGUUCUUCACCGACCCUUCAGAGGAGGAGGGGUUCAGCAACAGCGAGGCGACGGAAAAGAGCAACGAAGAAAUCUUCCACGCCCAAACGGACAAUCCUCUCAAACACAUUCCUGUGCAGCAGACUACACUCGGAUACAACCAGGAAGCACCCAGUUCUCUGUCUGUCACUCAAACAUCUGAGCAUCCAGACUCCACAGGGGAGGAGAGAGAGAAGGAGAGCUUCCCGGAGGCAUAUCAUCCGGCACCUGAUGAGGAAAACACUGAAGAGUCUCCAGCAGCUUCUCCACAAAGUGUUGAUGGAGCCUCCACUUUACCCACAACACCUGAAGAGCCCUCAGAGCAUCCUUUUACUGUCACCGAAACAACUGAUGCUUUAAAUGCAACAUCUGUAUCUCAUAUUUCUAUCACCGAAACAACUGAUGCUUUAAAUGCAACAUCUGCAUCUCACAUUUCUAUCACCGAAACAACUGAUGCUUUAAAUGCAACAUCUGCAUCUCACAUUUCUAUCACCGAAACAACGGAUGCUUUAAAUGCAACAUCUGUAUCUCAUAUUUCUGUCACCGAAACAACUCCAGCUGUAAAUGCAACAUCUGUAUCUCAUAUUUCUGUC
Messenger RNA from Notothenia coriiceps (black rockcod), 1383 nucleotides. Its product is annotated as brevican core protein-like. NCBI's taxonomy places the organism in Eukaryota, Metazoa, Chordata, Actinopteri, Perciformes, Nototheniidae. Gene Ontology annotation, biological process: glial cell differentiation; cell adhesion; skeletal system development. Gene Ontology annotation, molecular function: hyaluronic acid binding. The annotation marks the transcript as partial. The transcript is spliced from 6 exons. Gene Ontology annotation, cellular component: synapse; perineuronal net. The record is from RefSeq and is a predicted model, not a curated record.